AUGCCUGCGCUUGCCGACGAAGGGGCCUACCAGCAUCUUGACAUACCAACGGGCUAUCAGGUUAAGCAGAUACUAGUCGGCACAGUGCGAGAUCUACUCGAGGACGCCAAGAAAAUCGGCGACUCUCUGCUUGCGCCCUGGCAGAAGCUUGACGCGGUCAGUACAUUUUUGCUGCCGCGUUUCGACUUCAUAAUGCAAGGAGCCACUAUGGAGAAGGAAUACCUCACAGCAGUAUAUAAAACUAUCAGGAGGCUGGCCAUGGAAUGGCUAUACCUACCGCAGCGCGCAAGUGCGGAGCUGGUUUACUUACCGCCCUCUCAGGGAGGUGGUGGGCUGCUUCCGCUUGUCGACCUUCAUGACGUUCUAACUGUGGCACACAGCUACCGGCUGCUCAACUCCAGAGAACCUGCAGUGAGAUUAUUAACGCAGGCGCUGCUGAAGACGACAUCACGCGUUACCUCUCUGGUGACACGGGCCUGCCAUCGUCGAAUGCCAGAACGUCCUUCUAGGCCAGAGCGCCACCACCAACCUCAAAAAGAAAAUUUGAUUGCGCUGGCAGUGGCACACUGA
Arctia plantaginis is the source of this 570-nucleotide messenger RNA. The record is from the annotation of a GenBank genome assembly. NCBI's taxonomy places the organism in Eukaryota, Metazoa, Arthropoda, Insecta, Lepidoptera, Erebidae.